CCUUCUCUCCCCCAUCCGCACCGCAGGCUGGCAUGCCCAAGAAAAGGCAGCACUUCAGAUCCUACAAGCCCUCGCCCGCGGCCCCUCCGUCGGUGUCGGCCACGGCCGAUCGGCCCUCCAAGAGCGUCAACGAGCUACUCGCCAACCUCCGACUCGCCUCCUCGUCUGCGACCCCCAGCGCGCCUUGUGAGCUCCCCGCCGCCGCCCCCAGCGUGCCCCCGGCCAUCAGGGAGCUCCUCAGACUUCCCGAAACCCCGCAACCCCUGCCCCGGCGACCCGUGAGGCAACGCUUCGAUGGCCAUGGCCGUCGCCUUCCGGCCGGUCCCGCGCCCCCGCGCAGCUGGUUGUCGAGGACACGCGACGAGGCGCGGGUCGCUCAAGGCUCCUUGCAACCCUUGAACCGACUUGGGGGCCAGACGACCCUCCCGGGUGUGCCGGCCCCGGACCCGGGGAGCCUUAUCGAUGUCGUGCUGAGGCGCCUGGCCGUGGACUGGGAGCUCCACCGCAUCUACAACCAGUAUCACCUGUAUUUCCUGCCAAACCACCUCAAGCCCUCCCUCAUUCGCUACGUUGGCGUCUUCGCCAGCCUCGGUGUCACGCUCGAUGACCUCAAGACAAUCUUGCUGCCCCCCGUCGACGUGUACGAGGACGGCCAUUUUGACCGCGGCUCAAACGCGGAAAUCACCUGCCUCGAUCUGACUCGCUCCAUCGGGCGCUCCAUCAAAAUCAAAGAGAUCUCCGACAUGCUGUUCCCGCCAGCUCAGGCACCGACCUCGGACGAGCCUCUGGACUCUUGGGACGCAGAGAGCCUGAUCCCAAGCUCCCCUCCGCGUGCAUUGUUGCCUAACCUGACCCAUCUGUCGCUGGCCCUUGAUCCUGUAGACUUUGGCGACGUGUCCUGGAAACAGCUCGUCUCAUUCUCUGCGAAGCUAUCCGCCGUCACCCAUCUGAGCCUCGCCUUCUGGCCUGCGCCGUGCCUCGCACCCCAGUCACGCUUUGCUUCCGUUGAAUCGCCCCAAGGCCAACGCAUUCCCUUCGGUGGCACAAAUUACUACUCGCACAGUCUAGACAACGACUGGACGGAGGCACUGUUGGUGCUCCGGAUGUUGAGUAAGAAUCUCUACAAGCUCGAGUUCCUGGACCUGACGGGCUGCGCCUCGUGGUUCAGGGCCCUCAUGCUACAGGAGGGCCACGACUUCGUCGACUGGGCAGGCUCCUGGGGCAAGUUGACGACGCUGCGGCUGUUUGUGGGGUGGACGCCCGCCAAAGAUGACAUGCCGUCGCAGCAACUGGCCCAUGGCGAAGCCCUGGCAACAGCCAGGGCAGUAGAGAAGCACAUUGUCGCUCAGAGAGCGGGCAAAGGACGAUUUAUUACCGUGGAACGAGAUAGAUCUGAUGUAUAGAAUCCACAACGUGUA
Messenger RNA from Purpureocillium takamizusanense, 1418 nucleotides. RefSeq lists its product as uncharacterized. The record is from RefSeq and is a predicted model, not a curated record. The coding region runs from base 33 to 1403 and encodes 456 amino acids. The transcript is spliced from 2 exons. Lineage: Eukaryota; Fungi; Ascomycota; Sordariomycetes; Hypocreales; Ophiocordycipitaceae.